Molecule: messenger RNA, 1731 nt
Organism: Ostertagia ostertagi
Lineage: Eukaryota; Metazoa; Nematoda; Chromadorea; Rhabditida; Trichostrongylidae
Source: the annotation of a GenBank genome assembly
AUGCUAUGCGAACCAAAGGCGUUAAAGGAACCGCUCUUCCAUCGACCAGGGAAAUUUCGAAUAAGCUUCAUCAAGAGUGAGCACCCUCAGCGUUUUGACUCUCCAAAUGCAUUUCCUAUGGCAGUUUCAAUUUGGGUACUGUUGCUCACGAUAUCAUUUUCAUGCCCUCGUCUGUCGGUCAGUCCACUCGGCAAAGCUCUGGACUGCUCGUCGUGUAAUUCACCAUCAUUGAGCGAGAAUUGCGCUCCGAUCCCAGUGCCCGCUGAUGAUCCCUAUUUCAAGCCUAUUGCUGGUGAAAGGAGGGAUCGCCGUCAGGCCGGGUCAAUGGAGAGUCGCCGCGGCGACAGGAACUCGAAAGAGGGCGGUCGUGGCGGAAAAAAGAAUUCAAGGGAGGAGAAGCCGAAAAGUAAAGCUUCCAGAUGCCUUCGACUCACACGUGCUCUGAAUGCUCAAAAAGGCCUUGGAGUGAGGACACAAAUCAAUCAGAACACACACUUCCUUGACCUGUCAGCAGUAUACGGUUCUGAAGAAUGUGAAGGAGCAUCAGUGCGAUCCUUCGUCAAUGGAGAACUAAGGACAUAUGUACAUAGUGGAGACGUUCUGCCGCCACAGAAUAAGAAUGACUCGAACUGCCUGUCAAAAGCACCGUACUACUGUUUUACCACUGGUGACUUCCGAAAUUCCCUACAUCCCGGACUUGUCCCAUUACACACGGUCUACAUCAAAGAACACAAUCGAAUCGCUGCUCUGUUCAAGCGAAGCAACCCAUCGUGGAAUGAUGAGCAGACUUUCCAGGAAGCUCGUCGCGUGAACAUUGCUCAAUAUCAGCAUCAAGUCUACUCUGAGUAUCUCCCAUUAGUUGUCGGCAAUAAACUCUGGAAUGACUUCGGCUUGAAGCCAUUGCAAUCUGGAUUCAGUACUGGUUACUCCACCUCGGUGAACGCAGCUCUUUCGGCAGAAUUCGCCGCUGCUGCAUUCCGAUUUGGUCAUGGCACGGCAAGGAAAGAUUUCCCAAGAGUCACCAACAGUAACAAAACAGCUGGCGCAACAGUCGACAUGGGCAGUAAUAUCUUCUAUGUGGACUCGCACUAUGCGGCAAAUCAGGGAGGACAGGCAUCAUUCAUUGAAGGUAUGAUGCAUCAUCCAGCAAUGAAAUCCGACAAGGAGUUUUCGUUCCCUAUCAGAAAUCAGCUGUUCGAAAUCCGUGGCCAGCCCGGAUCUGGAGUGGAUUUGGUGGCAGUUAAUAUCAUGCGAGGACGUGACGUCGGCCUGUUCCCAUAUAACGAUUACAGGUCCUUAGCUGGGCUGCGACGAGCGUCUACUUUUGAUGAUCUCAAGGCCGAAAUGGACUCCUCGAACGUGGAGGCACUGAAGCGGGUCUACGCAGAUGUGAAUGACAUCGAUCUCUACACGGGUAUCAUUCUAGAGAGGCCCUUAGCGGGAGCAGCGAUUGGACCAACUGGAGGUUACAUGAUUGCCGAACAGUUCUCGGCCUUGAAGAAGGGCGAUCGAUUUUUCUACGAGCAUCAGGUGGCAUCGACAAGAGGAUUAAGGAUUGAAGAACUGGAAGCUGUUCGACGGUCGCACUUGGCGAAGGUCAUAUGCAUGAACACAGCCGGCAUGGAAACUGUGGGAAAGGAUGUGUUUUCUUUAUCGUCCGAACGGGUCCCAUGCAGUUCUCUCCCCGAAAUCGACAUUCGACACUUCACACCUCCACCUGUACCUAAAUAG